AUGUUUGGUCGGUAACAAUUGAGAUCGUAUGUUUAUUUCUUCUAUUGAGAUAUCCAACUGAGUCAUCAGAGAUGAUGGAGUACAAGGCAAAUAACCGAAUGUAUGCUUAGGUGUUGGCGACAACGAGAGAGUCGAAAGAAUCAGCGUUGUUGUCAAAAUUAGUCUCAUUGAGAGAAUAGUAAAUGAAAGCAAUAUACAUGGCUAGGAUUUCUACAAUAGGCAGUCCUCGUGCAACAGUGAAGACAGCGAGAGGGAUGUCUGAGCAUGUCGGUAUCAUAUCUCCUCGUUCUUUCUGGAGGAGAUUGGAUGAGAAAUUGCCAAUGAAGGAAUUGGGAGAGAUUGCGAAUUACUUUAAUACAUUGGGAGGCGAAUAGGCGAGAGGACUAUCAAAAAAUUAUGUGAAUGAAAUGGUGCGUUUGUAGUAAUGCAUUGAGAAGAAGUUGAAAAGAUGA
Molecule: messenger RNA, 452 nt
Organism: Paramecium octaurelia
Lineage: Eukaryota; Ciliophora; Oligohymenophorea; Peniculida; Parameciidae
Source: the annotation of a GenBank genome assembly